GUGGAAGCGAAACCAGAAGAAACAGCCAACGAGCCGACUGAUAAAAAGGUUGCUCCGAAAGACGAACAAAAGCCAACUCAGCCGGCCACCGACCCCGCCAAGGUCGAAGAGGCCAAAGCGAAACCUCAAGACGUUAAACCUGCUGCACAACAAAAGGUUGAAGAAGUGAAAAAGGUGGAAGCGAAAUCAGAGGAAACAGCCAUGAAACCAACUGAUAAAAAGGUUCCUCCAAAAGACGAACAAAAGCCAACCCAGCCGGCCACGGAGCCCGCCAAAGUCGAAGAGGCCAAAGCCAAGCCUCAAGAUGUGAAACCUGGUGCUCAACAAAAGGUGGAAGAAGUGAAAAAGGUGGAAGCGAAACCAGAGGAAGCAGCCAAGAAGCCGACUGAUAAAAAGGUUGCCCCGAAAGACGAACAAAAGCCAACUCAGCCGGCCACCGAGCCCGCCAAGGUCGAAGAGGCCAAAGCGAAACCUCCAGGUCGGUGCAAUAUGCUAACAAAUGUGGCAGUGUUUCUCUAUCGUUUUGUGCUUCUUAAAAUUUAGACGUUAAACCUGCUGCACAGGAAAAGGUGGAAGAAGUGAAAAAGGUGGAAGCGAAACCAGAAGAA
This is a messenger RNA of Didymodactylos carnosus, 608 nucleotides long. The record is from the annotation of a GenBank genome assembly. Lineage: Eukaryota; Metazoa; Rotifera; Eurotatoria; Philodinida; Philodinidae.